GCACAAAAAGUGCCCCAUAAGAGAGGUCUAACCUGUAAAAAAGAGUGAAAUGUCGGAUUCUCUUUUGUAAAAUUUGCGAAAAUCCCUAGAAAAUGAAAACGUAAACAAGCUCUUCUGUGUCGCGACAGAAUGAGCCAGAUGUUUUUCUUCAGCCAAUCAUAUUGAAGUAUUUGAUUUCUCCUUGCCCAUGAUUGGUUGCUUCUAGGCGACAGAUGCCAAAUGUCAAUCAUUAUUGCCACCAGUUAUUAGGCUCCUUCGCGAUUUGACUUUGUCGAAGCUCAACGGCUCCAACUUUCAACUUUCAACUUUCCUUAGUUAAUUUUACUCGCUUCAAACCUAAAAAAACAAUCCAGUUGUAGUUUAAACAUUAGUACAUAUGCUACUAUUUUCAUUCAAGACUAAACAGUAAGUAUCUAUAAUGAAACUACGUGGUUUCACUUUUGUUGUGUUUACGUUUUAUGCUGUUGUUUGUACGCUUUGUAAAUUGGACUGCGUGAUGGAUAUGGUAUAUUUCUUCAUUUGUUUUCAAAGGAAACUUCAAAACCUAUACCGCAAAACCUACUGAAGACCGUGAGUUACUUCUUGUCUGUUGUGCUAUACAAAUAGAAACACGGCAAAGAAGGAACGGACCAACGUAAAAGGAGAAACAACUGCGAAUAGUUACGGUAAUAAAGUCGAGUAAAGGCCGCCAUAUUUUCCGAAGUUGCACAAUGUCAUUCGAUUCAUGUAGCGAUUAUUCGUCGUCGGAUAGCCAAGACAGCCCAACUGAAGAUUAUUCUAAUCCUUUUGAUGAAGCUUUUAUGAAAGAAACUGAAGAUUUAGUCGUCGACUACAUCGGUUUCCGUUUGAGAUCGAAAUUCAGGCAGUCAUGUUUGCGUGGACUUCCCCGUGAAAUUUUAGUGCCUCCAAGUCAACCGAGCAACAAGGCUAUUAAUCUUCGGAAUCUAGCUACGAACUUAGAAGACCAACACGAGCAGCUUUUUCAGCAAAUAUGCUUCAAGGUGGAUUUGUCAGAGUCUCAAGCGAAGAGAAAUUUUGACCGCAUUGCGAAGGAGAUCUUUACUGAAGGGAAUUGGAAUUGGGGAAGAAUCGUUUCGCUGAUAACUUUCAUUGGGGUUGUAUCUCAUCAUUUUGUUGAACAAGAACGCCCUGAAAUGGUGUGUGAAGUGAUUCAGUGGCUGUUGCAAUUUAUACGUGUUCACCUAAUAACUUGGAUUAUUGAAAAGGGUGGCUGGGUAUGUGAAAUUUCUUCCUUUUAAUAUUAAAAUUGUAGAUAUUAACAUAUUUUCUUUGAAUUGUAAGUAGUUCGACUUUGAUUCAGACUUGAUAAUGAUAUUUUAGUCGAAAUUCAACCUAGAUUUGGUAGCAAGGAAUUUCAAAAUUGUUGGUUUCAUGAAAGAUUCCCUGUUUGUAUGUAAAGGAAAGUGGAAAAUGGUCACUCUAUAAACCACCAUCCGGAUGUGUGACGUGUUUUAUAAUAUUAACAAUAUUUCCUAGUUUCAAUAUAUAUAUUGUUAUAUAUCAAGGUUUAUAAUAAUGUGACAAUUUUCCAGACUUGGCAAGAAUGACCAUGUCAAGUCAUAUUGGACCUUGGUUACCAAUGAACCUGUGGUAGUCUUGUGAUGGUGACCAAUUGUUACAAAUUUCUGGUGUCAUUGUCUCUAUGGAGGUUGGCGUAGUCUCCAGUCAUGUAUAUAAAUAUCUACAAUUACCGCUUGUAGUAACACAAAAGACUAUAUUCUCAAGAGCUGUCAAAAUUUCUAUGAUGGUGUUAAAAAAAUGAUAUAAGUACCUUGCAGUCUUGCAUGGCAAAUAAUAAUAUCAGUUUUGGUUUGUGGAAAUGCCACAUAAUUUGCAGAGCUUUUGAUCUGUAAGCCCAGAUCAUCAUCCAUUCAAAUAAUAUAUGACUAAAAAAUCAUAGUUUGAAAACUAAUUUGUUCUUGGAAAUGACCUUUAUUUUAACAAAACAGUGUUUACGUUGGCUGAUAUUGUAUUUCAUCAUCUAAUGCAUAGAUGAUCAGACAAACAAAUUAUUUUCGAUCAUAAUAGCUUUUCCAUGUUCCGUCAUAUGAUCAGUUAAAAGAUCAUUUAUAAUAAAGAUUUUCCCCGGAUUUUUAUUUUGUUUUCUUAAAAGAAAAACAGCUGCGAUGUGCUCUAUUGCUCUUUGAUAUUUUACUUUGUCUAAGGGAGAAGAUUUUACUUGUUGAGGGAAAAGUGGCCAGCAUUAAUAUUAACCCUUUAAGUGUGCAAUAUGCCCUACUUUAUUGUUUUACUCUGGUUAAUGCCAGAUGAUUUUACUCAUCAAGGGAGUUGCCACCCAAUGGGUUAAUGGUUAAAUAGAAAGAUUUGUCUAACAGUUCAGUAGAAAGUACUAUGUGUAUGAAAUUCUAAUUACUUUCUUCAACAUAGGAUGGAUUUGUGGCUCAUUUUAAUGGGAACAAGCAACCAAAGUCAUUUUGGACUGGAGUAUUUGCAAUGGGUGCAAUCGGCGCAGCUGGCAUCACACUUCUGGCAAUGUCAAACAAAUAGACAAUUUCUCUUGUGACUUCUGACACUUCUGUUAGAUCUGUUUGUACAUAGAAGGACUUAUCUGUAUAUUAACAUAAUGCAAAGUUAUCUCAUUAUUUGAGAAGUUAGAAUUCACCGUGUGAAUAGAACAUGUAUACUUGGUUUUUUGUAAAACCAGGCACUUGAUUUCUAAUAAAAGUACUUCUAUACAAAACAGGUAAGUUAAGUACUUGCGGCUUAAAUACCAAAUAAUUUUAAUCAUGCUAAACAACACCAUGUGUUACUAACAACCUAUAUCAUUUUAAUCAAUUUCUUGUAUUGAACUGUUGCAGUUUAUUUGGGAUAUUUCCAAAUUGCUUUUGAACAACAUUUUCGUUUUGGAAUACUGCGGAUGAUUGGAUACUGUAUUUCAAAACUUUGGCAAAAUUUAACAUGCAUGACCUUACGUAAAACAAAUAAUCCUGUAUAACACUGUUGAUAUUAUUACAGGACAGACUAAUCAUGUAAAAUUUGUGUAUUGGACUGCUUACAUGUAGUACUUCAGAGCUUACAAGUACUAUUGCUGUUGUCUUCAGGCAUUUUGAAAUAAAGUUUUAAAAUUUUUGUCA
Paramuricea clavata is the source of this 3116-nucleotide messenger RNA. Lineage: Eukaryota; Metazoa; Cnidaria; Anthozoa; Malacalcyonacea; Plexauridae. The record is from the annotation of a GenBank genome assembly.